AUGGGCAAUCUGCACGACCUAAAGGAGGGCACAAACAUGACCCCCUUCCACCUGGUAUACGGCGGAGAGGCAAUCGUCCCUGUAGAGGUCAGAGUGGAGUCCGAUCGGGUAAAAUACUACGGUGAAGACAACACCGAGCGAAGGCUUGUGGAACUUGAUUUGGUAGAUGAAGCAGGGGACAAUGCAACCAUUCGGCUAACAUCAUACCAGCAGAGAAUGAGGCAGAAUUACAACUGGAGGGUGGUCCCAAAGUCGUUCCAGGUUAGCGAUCUUAUGUGGAAAAAAGUGAAGUCGGUCGGUGACGUCACCAAACUUGAAGCACCAUGGGCGGGACCCUUCAAGGUCGUCGAAAAGCUCCGCUCAGGAGCCUACUAUCUUGAGGAUGAGAAUGGAAGGCGACUCGAACGGCCAUAG
Zingiber officinale is the source of this 414-nucleotide messenger RNA. RefSeq lists its product as uncharacterized. The transcript has a single exon. Lineage: Eukaryota; Viridiplantae; Streptophyta; Magnoliopsida; Zingiberales; Zingiberaceae. The record is from RefSeq and is a predicted model, not a curated record. Bases 1 to 414 code for a protein of 137 amino acids.